Molecule: messenger RNA, 1260 nt
Organism: Schizophyllum commune H4-8
Lineage: Eukaryota; Fungi; Basidiomycota; Agaricomycetes; Agaricales; Schizophyllaceae
Product: putative isomerase YbhE
Exons: 3
Coding region: 119-1165 (348 amino acids)
Molecular function (GO): 6-phosphogluconolactonase activity; protein binding
Source: RefSeq, a predicted model, not a curated record
UUGCCCGAUAUCCCUCACUCGGGGACUUAUCGGGCCUGUCAUCAGCCAGUCAUCUCACACUCGACGCGCUACUUUAUCAUGUCGCGAUCCUCAUCCUACAUCCUUGCUCCCUCCCACCAUGGUUUAUCACAUCCUAGUCGGCUCCUACACUGACACCAUCGUCACCCUCGCGUUCGACGCCGAGAAGGGCACGCUCGAGCAGAUCGGGGCGACGAAGGCGGGGGACAGGCCCUCUUGGCUUGCUUCGUAUCCGGGCGAUGAUACCCUGAUCUAUGCGGCGUUGGAGGGCGAGGAUGGACAGGUUGCGGCGUUUCGGUACGAUCGGGAGAAGGCGGAGGGUACUGUUGUGGCGCAGAAUUCGACGGGUGGACAAGCACCUUGCGCGCUUUGGGUCACCAAAGACGAGAUCUUUGCCUCGAAUUAUCUGCCAGGCACCCUUGCGGUUCUCCCUAUCACGCCUGAACAGCCAUACUUCGUCGGGUCCUCGCCUCAAGUCAUCCCCUUCGAGGGCGUAGGCCCGAACAAGGAGCGGCAGGAGCAGUCCCACGCGCACUACGCUGUGAAGAUACCCACAUACAAUGAAGUCCUUGUCGCGGAUCUGGGCGCCGACAAGAUUUGGCGACUGAAGAAGGAGGGCGGGCAGUAUGUCGUUCGGGGCGAGAUCUCCUUCGCUGCGGGUGCGGGUCCGCGGCAUUUCGCUGUGUAUGAGGGCAUUCUGUACACGAUCUGCGAGCUGAGCGACGUCGUAACGGCGCAUACCCUUCCCCCACUUCCAAAGGAGGAUGAGCUGCUCGACUCGGUGCCACUCGCCUCGCCACCGAACCUGCCCGCCGAGCUCCUCAUCCCGACGCCUAACGCAACAUUCCCGACGCCGUACAUCUACGUCUCCGAUCGCAACGACUUUUCACCGGAUGGCGACCUGAUCUCUAUACUCGAGCCCGUUGACCCAUCGUCGAAGAAGUUGAAGCUUGUCACGCAGGUGCGGAGUGGGCUCAACCAUUUGCGAGGGCUGGUCGUCGGUGGGCCGGACGACAAGUAUCUGAUUGCGGGUGGUCAGAAUGGUGGUGGGGUGAAGAUGUUCGAGCGCGUGGACGGCGGGAAGGGGUUGAAGGAGAUUGUAGCGAAGGCAGAUGUUGAAUUGCCUACUCAUUUCCUGUGGGUGUAAUGCAAAUAUACUUGUGCGCAAUCUUGUUCUUCGAAUCUGGAGGUGAUUCUUGCUAUGGUACUUUCGGUAGGAAAGUGUUGUCACCUCGUUUUGUC